CACGUGAGCCCCUCAGUCCCAAGGGACCCCGCCUCCCGGGCUGGAGAGUGGCCCGGCGGGCAGGUGCACGCGCCGCCUGCCGCCAGCGGGUCCCAGGCGCGCCCAGGGUGGGGGGACCCGGGGACCGGCUGCGCGCACGGCGGCUCUUGGGCGCUGCAUCCCUAGCUCCGCUCUGCUCCGCUCCGCUCCCCACCCCGCCCUGUGAUUGACAGGCAAGAUGUCGGUGUGGAGCGAGGCAGGAGCGAUUGCAGCAGCCGUCCCCCCUGGAGCCCGGCGGCGGCAGCAGCGGCAACGGCGACAGCAGCGGCAGCAGCAGCAGCAGCAGCAGCAGCAGCAGUGUUGUCGCGGGGAGCAGACCGCAGCCAGCCGCAGUGGGCGCCGCAGCCGCGCCAGCCGUGCGCACAGCAUCCCGAGAGCGCGCUGAGCACUGGGACCCGCGGACCAUGCCGUGUCACCGCGACCGGGAGGGGGACAGGCGCGCUCCUUUUUGACAUAAAAGCCAGCCGGCCAAAUAGAUUUAUAUACAUAUAAUUCCGCCCUUCACGGAGCCGGUGUGCGAAGCGUGAGCUCUAUUUCCCUCUGCCUCCUCCUUCCACUUCUCCUCCCCUUCCUCCUCCUCCUCCUCGCCCUCCUCCUCUUUCUCCUCCUCCUCUCUAAGUGUACAGACUGCACCCUACCACCUGGUUGGCUUCUGACAAACGGGCAUCUCUCCCUUUUUGGGGACCAGAGACACAGAGAAAGAGAGAGGAGAGAGACAAGGGACAUUCUAAUGCAGACUGCCUGAUACUCUCCCCCGCCCCAAAUAAUAAUAAAUUUUGGCUCUUGUCCCCUCCUCCAACCCCCCACCCCCUCAAGCUUGUGUGAGAUGUUGGGUUUCUUCAGGAGACACUGCUGAGAAGUCGCAGAGGUUGGGGAAGCGUAGAGGGGGUGGAUUCCCUCUACCUCCACUCCUUCCCUCCCUCUUUUUUCUUUCUGGGAGGAGGUGGAGGAGGAGGAGGGGAAAGGGGGUUGCAGAGCAAGCGAUGGAUGAGGAAAACAUGACGAAAAGCGAAGAGCAGCAACCUCUGAGUUUGCAAAAAGCCUUGCAGCAGUGCGAGCUGGUUCAGAACAUGAUCGACUUGAGCAUCUCCAAUCUGGAAGGGCUUAGGACAAAGUGUGCCGCUUCCAACGACCUCACGCAGAAGGAGAUCAGGACCCUGGAGAGCAAGCUGGUAAAGUACUUCAGCCGACAGUUGUCCUGUAAGAAGAAGGUGGCCCUGCAGGAACGCAAUGCUGAACUGGAUGGCUUCCCCCAGCUCCGCCACUGGUUCCGGAUCGUGGAUGUGCGCAAGGAAGUCCUGGAGGAGAUCUCCCCUGAUCAGCUGAGCUUGGAGGACCUCCUAGAGAUGACAGAUGAGCAGGUGUGUGAGACUGUGGAGAAGUAUGGAGCCAACCGGGAAGAGUGCGCCCGGCUCAACGCCUCACUCUCCUGUCUCAGGAAUGUGCACAAAUCAGGAGGGAAUCUCUCCAAACAAGAUUGGAUUAUCCAGUGGCCCACCACGGAGCCAGGGCAGGAGAGCAACCCUGUGUGUCCCCCGGAGCCCAGCCCAUGGAUCCGAACCCGCCUCUCCCAGAGCCCCAGGGUCCAGACCAAGUGUCCCCAGCACUUCUGUCAUACCAGCCCUACGCCUGGGACCCCUGUGUACACUCACGUGGACAGACUCACUGUAGAUGCCUACCCGAGCUUGUGCCCACCGCCACCCCUGGAGUCAGGCCACCGCUCCCUGCCCCCAUCACCCCGGCAGAGGCACGUAGUCCGCACCCCACCUCGCACCCCGAAUAUUGUCACCACCGUGACCCCGCCUGGCACGCCACCCAUGAGGAGAAAAAACAAGCUGAAGCCUCCGGGGACUCCACCCCCCUCCUCUCGGAAGCUCAUCCACCUGAUUCCUGGCUUUACAGCGCUGCACAGGAGCAAAUCCCAUGAGUUCCAGCUUGGGAACCGCGUAGAAGAGGCCAACACACCCAAAGCCAAGAAGAAGAGCAAACCCUUGAACCUCAAGAUCCACAGUGGCGUGGGCAGCUGCGAGAACAUCCCUGCCCAGCAGCGCUCUCCGCUCCUGUCCGAGCGCUCCCUUCGGUCCUUCUUUGUAGGCCAUGGGCCCUUCCUGCCCUCCACCCCGCCUGUCCACACUGAAGCCAAUUUCUCUGCAAACACGCUCUCUGUACCUCGCUGGUCACCACAGAUCCCACGCAGAGACCUUGGCAAUUCUAUCAAGCACAGGUUUUCCACCAAGUACUGGAUGUCUCAGACGUGCACGGUCUGCGGGAAAGGGAUGCUUUUUGGCCUCAAGUGUAAAAACUGCAAGUUAAAGUGCCACAAUAAAUGCACCAAAGAAGCCCCGCCGUGUCACCUCCUGAUCAUCCACCGAGGAGACCCAGCAAGGUUAGUGCGAACGGAGUCAGUCCCCUGUGACAUCAACAACCCAGUCCGGAAGCCCGCCCGAUAUUCAGAUCUCCACAUCAGCCAGACGCUCCCCAAAACCAACAAAAUCAACAAGGACCACAUCCCUGUCCCUUACCAGCCAGACUCCAGCAGCAAUCCCUCCUCCACGACGUCCUCCACGCCCUCCUCACCGGCACCCCCCCUCCCUCCCAGCGCCACGCCACCUUCUCCCCUGCACCCCUCCCCGCAGUGCCAGAGACAGAAAAAGAACUUCAACCUUCCAGCUUCCCACUACUACAAAUACAAGCAACAGUUCAUUUUUCCAGAUGUGGUGCCUGUACCAGAGACGCCCACCAGGGCACCCCAAGUCAUCCUGCAUCCUGUCACCUCGAAUACAAUCUUGGAAGGAAAUCCAUUACUUCAAAUUGAAGUGGAACCAACCUCCGAGAAUGAAGAGAGCCACAAUGAAGCGGAGGAGUCUGAGGAUGAAUUUGAAGAGAUGAACCUGUCCCUUCUCUCAGCCCGGAGCUUCCCACGCAAGGCUAGCCAGACCAGCAUCUUCCUUCAGGAAUGGGACAUCCCGUUUGAACAGCUAGAGAUUGGGGAGCUCAUCGGGAAGGGUCGCUUCGGGCAGGUUUACCAUGGACGCUGGCACGGCGAGGUGGCCAUCCGGUUGAUUGACAUAGAGAGGGACAAUGAGGACCAGCUCAAGGCCUUCAAGCGGGAAGUGAUGGCCUACAGGCAGACGAGGCAUGAGAACGUGGUGCUCUUCAUGGGAGCCUGCAUGAGCCCACCCCACUUGGCCAUCAUCACCAGCCUCUGUAAGGGACGGACACUCUACUCCGUGGUGAGGGACGCCAAGAUUGUCUUAGAUGUCAACAAAACCAGGCAGAUCGCACAAGAGAUUGUGAAGGGCAUGGGCUACCUACAUGCCAAGGGAAUCCUUCACAAGGACCUCAAGUCAAAGAACGUCUUCUAUGACAAUGGCAAAGUGGUCAUCACAGACUUCGGGCUCUUCAGCAUUUCCGGGGUGCUGCAGGCUGGCAGGCGGGAUGACAAGCUGCGGAUCCAGAAUGGCUGGCUGUGCCACCUAGCCCCAGAGAUCAUUCGCCAGCUGUCCCCUGACACAGAAGAGGACAAGCUCCCAUUCUCCAAGCACUCAGAUGUCUUUGCACUUGGCACCAUCUGGUAUGAGCUCCACGCCAGGGAGUGGCCAUUCAAGACCCAACCAGCAGAGGCAAUAAUUUGGCAGAUGGGCACGGGAAUGAAACCCAACCUCAGCCAGAUUGGCAUGGGAAAAGAAAUCUCGGACAUACUACUCUUCUGCUGGGCCUUUGAGCAGGAAGAGCGUCCCACCUUCACCAAGCUCAUGGACAUGCUAGAGAAACUGCCAAAGCGAAACCGCCGCCUGUCGCACCCCGGACAUUUCUGGAAGUCUGCAGAGCUGUGACCAUGGACAUUGGCCAGCAUCAGCUGCCUCACCCCUAAACCACCUCAGUCCCCCUGCUCUGCCCUCUGCCAGCUCAGGAGGCCCAGGCUCGCCGUCAGGGAGUCCUGACACGGCUCAGCCUGGGAGACCUUUGUGAUGACAUCGAGGCUGUCCACACAUUCGACUUGUACCCCGUUACUCAGGCAGGAUCAGGGACCGCCGAACUAGGAUCAAACUGGGCCAGAGAGGGUCCCGUGCAUGGUGUGAAGGAGCUGCAGACUGCGUACAACACCUCCAGGCUGUGAGAGACCAAGACACCCGCCCUGUGGGCAGACUCGAACUCACACGCCGGACCAAUGUGCGUGCAUGUGUCUACACCUGGACAGGGCCACCUGCUUUCCUUCUGGCUGGAUGAGCCAGCUGUGGAGUGUCCCGGGUGUGCUAUCCCGGAACAUAGGACUGGGAUGGAACCAGAAACAACACACCUGCUCUGUGGUCAAGGCUCCCAGGCCAAGGUCACGGUAGGGAGAGGGUGGUCUAAGCUUGCAAACAUCUGUUUUCAGAGGCCCCAUUCUAAACUGGAAGUGACUGGUAGCUGCUGAGCACACAAUUCCGAAGGACAGUAGGCAGUCCUGUGUGUCUUUCUAGCACAGGGCCUCUCUGGUGACCAGCCCCUGGCCUUUACCUUCCUCCUGUUUUGUAAGAACACUGUUCUAACUCACCUCAUGCCCACACUACCCUGGGCAACUGGAGAACACCAUAGCUCCUCAGCUGAUGUGACAUCUGGGGGCCCUUUACAGUUCACUACCAUUCAUGGCUCCCCCAAAGUUUGAGUCCUGAGAACUGGGGCUGUGGCAAGAAAGUUCUGGUGUGUUCUCUCUGUGGCACUAGCAAUGCUGGGGUUAAGUUCUCCCUCAGUGAUGGAUACGAUCCUGGGUGUGCAUGAUGGGUUACCUGGGUGUGCGUGUAACUGUUUACAAUGGUCUCCCUGCUUCUGCCUCUCACUGGCUGUGUUCCUUGUUCCGGAGGGGAAGAGAGGUUCCAUGGUCUCUGCUCUCGCCUGGUGCUGAAUCCUGAGUGGUUUCCCCACUGAGGACCCUGUGACCCUGUGACCCUUUGCCCUUCCCUUAUUGUACACACUCAGCACCCCAUCUCCCAAAGCCUUUCUUCAUUCCUUGCCUGAGAUGGAAGCUUUUCUGGUCGGUGUUGGGCUGCACCCCUCCCCCACCACAAUAUCCUGCCUGAGGCAUGCUGAGGAUGAGUGGUUCAGAGUGAAUGGUAAGGAGAGCCCUGGGGUCACUGGUCCUCGUCCCCAAAGCCAUGUCCCCAGUGGUCAGACCUGACACAAGAGGGAAAGCUGUCCCCAAGCAGAGAAGUAGCAGAGGUAGCCAGGCAGCGAAAUCCAAGCAAACAUACAAAACCAUCCCCCUUUUUAACAUGGCCCUAUUGGAUAUACACACUAGGACCAAGCAUGGGUCCAAAGCAGGGAGACUGAUUGACAGUAGUCACCCUUCUAGAGAUAUGUACCCCACGACACCCUCCAGUCUUUUCAGGACCUUCUCAAACCCCUUUGCAAAGCUCUUGCUGUCUGCACCUGGGGCCCUCAGGACCCACACGAGUUGUUCCCACAUGUCCCCUCUCCUGGUGACAUCUGUCUGUGGAUCAGCUCUUGUGCCUCUUACAGAUGGUUUCCUGUACAUUUGCUCAUGCCCCCAGGCCCCAGAAUCACUAAGGACCAUUCUCAACAGCAGCUGUAACCCCAUCUAGCCCCGUUCUGAAUAGUUCUCUGUGGCCAGGACUCGGCUGAAAUCAGCCCCAACCUCUUACUAAGCAUCUUAACGUGUCUCCUUUCUCUCUAAUCGAAUCAGGACCCCUUUGGUCCAUGGACCCCAGUCUCUGUCACACACCUUUAUAUCUUAGAGGAAGUAAGAGAGGAGAGGGUCAGGGAGGGCUGAACCACUGGAACCCUGAAGUGUCCCCAGGAACUGGGGCUCACUCACCUUCUAUUUGUCACUGAAUGGGCCCAGUGGGGCACAGUUCUGGGUGCUCCAAGGAAGCCAGAGGAAGGUGUCUCCUCAGGAAGGAGUGACCAGUCUCUUGCCUCCCAGGGUUCUGCCUUGCCCUUAAACUAGGGUUUACGGUCUUUCAAGCAUCCAUAGAAUCAGAGGAUGAUAGUAAUCUGCCUGCAAUCCUGGCAGUCUGAAGGCUGAGGCAGGAGGAUAACAAGUCUGGACUAUAUAGGAUUUCUGAAGGUCGGUUAGUGAUUAAGUACUUGGGUGUUAUGGGACGAGUCCCAGCCUUCCCUGCUCCUACACUGCUCUUCCUCUUAUGGGGUCGGGAUCUCUUGGGUCUAGGUCAAACGUUACCUCUUCACUCUUACUCUUUCCUGACCUCCACACCCACUGAGACUUGUGCCUGGGCUUCAGGCUUCAUCCCUCACUGACUUCCCUCCCUUCCUUCAGCCAUCAGGCCCUGCCUUACUAGUAGCCCCUUAAUGUACAGAUAUCUGAGUCAAGGAAUAAAAUUAAAAAAAAAAAAAAAAGAAUCAUUCUCUUCCCUGAGGAAGCAUCUGGGGAAAACUUAUUCCUUCACCCUGCACAGAGCCAAUGAGAAGAGAAGAGGCCAUACAGUUAGAGACAUUCCCCUCCAACUGCUGGCCCAUCCAGCCACUCACUUUGUACAAUGCCCCUUCUUCCAUCAGACCAGCCACCUACCCCACUAACACCAAAUGGCUUCUGCCCCUGCUUCACACUGCAAAGCCUUCGAGACAUAGGCUUCAGAGGGGACAAGUCCCUUCUGUCCUUGUGCUGGGACAUCAUCUAAGUCCCCAUCCUCAGAGCUUAAUUAGAAUCUCCAAGUAUCCCCUUGGAUUAUUUGGGGGGGGGAAUCCCCUUACUGGUCAAAGAGGUGGAAAGCCACCUUGCCAUGUGCUCUUGUUUUCUGUAGCAAUCUUGAACUCUUGAAAAACAGAAAUCCUAGACUGGUGUUGCUAGGUACCUGAUUGUAUUCAGGAUACCCAGGGUAGGAGGUGGAUGGAGCUCUUGCCUGAUACACACAAAGCCCCAAAUUCCAUCCCCAGUACCACAUAAACCAGGGAUGAUGGUGCAUGCCUCCUUUACCACACAAGAGAGCUGGAGGCAAGAGGAUCAGAAAUUCAGGGUUAUCCUUAAUCACACAGUGAGCUUGAGAGCAACCUGGGUUACACGUGACCUUAAUAAAUUUUGUAAAUUCAGGACACUUGGCACCUCAUGCUCCAUGUCCAUAUACUGCAUGUGCCACAAACACACACAAAAAUGGACUUUCUUCAUCUCCCACAUCCCUUGUCCCAGUUGCAUGUGGUCACCUAAGGUGCACAAAGAAGUGCCACUCACUUAACACUUAACUGGGAGCAUCAAGCUCCAGCCCGCAAAGCGAAUUUUACGUUAUUUGUAUCUGAGGAAAAGAAAAAGUCAAGAGAAGAAAAAAAUGAUUCUGGCAAAUUCAAUGCAAUUCAAAAUUUCCACCAGUCUCAUAUUGUCCCUAGCAAUGACAAAAUUAUUUGCAAAACAGAUCCUGUGACCUGUAGAGUCAAAAUAUAUGGUGGCUUGGUCUAUGGCCAGCUUGCCUGGCCAGUGAUAUAAUGGGCUGUCUUAGUGAUUGGACUUUGGGGAGCAACCUACAGGAAAUGCAAAGGCUUAGAGGGGACAAGCAGCUCCCUGACCCUGGCUGGCCAGGUAUGGAGCUAGCUAGGAUGGGAAAUGUGCCCCAGGAUAGCCGUGAAGGUGACCCAAUACAAAAUUGUGAACUGACUUACAAACAGUAAGGGUUUUUGUUGUUGUUGUCUGCUUGCUUUUUGGUUUUGGUAGGGUUUUUUUUUCUUUUCCACUUUUUUUUCCUUUUUUUCUAACUCAAGUGUGAACUUUGUAGGUGACAAUGUCAUGUCUCAGUGUCAAAGGGAUGAGAUGCACAGCUAGCUAGACUUCAAGCUGCCUUGGUCAGCCAGUGACACUGGCAUACAAGGUUGACUUAAAAAACAGUUGCUCAUUACUCCCAGAUCUAGGGUGAUCUCUGAGGUACCUUCCUGUAGUCUCUUGUCUCUGGGGUCAUCUUCUUCUAAGACCACUAAUAACACCACCUUUACUCCUUGAUCCGGGCCCCACUCCUCAGACCUCUUCAAAGAUUCUUUCUCUGAAUGUACACUGGGGACUCCAACAGAUGUUGGGGAAUGACUCAAGAUGAGCAUUAUGGGGGUCAUUGUUCAGUUCUGUACCAAGACCUUGGAGGUAGCUAAGGCUGUGGGUUUUCAAUACCUGCUGCCCUCCCAUCUCUGGCUUUUCAUUCCCACUUUGUCCCCAAGUUCAAGUCCCCACAAGGGCCCUUCAUGUCCUCAUGCCCUGCCUGUCUUCAUUCCACCCAUCUGCCCUCCUAAGGACUGGUCUUGUUCCUAGAGUGAUCCUGGUAAAGCGAAGCUUCCCUCUGCCCCUGUGUUGACUUCUGUGACAAACUACCACACACCAAGAGGCUUUUCACAGUGAAGAUGGAUGCCCUCACCAUCCUACAGAUGCAAAGUCCGAACACAAAGUGUCCACAUGACCUACCUCCUCUGGACUUUGGGAGUGUUUUCUUCUUGCCUCUUGACAUGUAGUGGUAUGUGAUAAACUGAUAUUCCCUGGCUUGUGGGAGCAUCUCUCCAGUCUUUACCUUUGCCUCCACUGGCCAAAAUGAACUCCUUGCAUCUGUCUUUGUGCGACUCUUUUUUAUGAGGAUCCAGUCCUGUUGAAUCAGGAUGCUCUGUAUUCGUUACUUUGUAACUUGUGAUUGUAACCAAAUGCUAGUAGAAACAGUUUAAGGGAGUAAUUACAUGUUUUGGCUCAGUCCAUAGUUGCCUGACCCUGUGUUUCUGGGCCUUUCUUGAGGCGGGUGUUCAUCAAUAGUAUGGGGGUGAGGAGAGGAGUUUCUUCAUGGCAAACAGGAAGCAAAGAGAGCAAUACAGGAAGGAGUCGGGAGUGAGGUGUGUUAUGCCACUUCCUCCAGCUAGGACCUUUGAGCAUCACAUUGUGAAUCCAUCCAGGGACUUGUGAGUUAGGUCAGAGGUAUCAGUAUGUCUCCAGAAACUUCAUCACAUAUACCCAGAGGUAUGUGAUUGAUUCCCUUGAAAUGCAUUUCUUAAUUCUGUCAAGAUGUCAAUCAAGAUUACAUAUCACACUGCUUCACAGGCCUGCAUGACUCUGUUUCAAAUCAGGGCCCAUUCUGAGGUCCUGGAACACUACCCAAACCCUAGCACUCUCCCAGUGACUCUCCUAUGAAUACAUAUGCCAUCUUAAUUUCUUUGUGGAAAAACCCUGGGCCACCCAGAGACAGAUUUCCCAGAACCCCUGGGCCACUUCUCAAUCCUACCCAUGACAGACAUGCCCCAUCCAUGAGCCCCAAUAGACAUAGAUGUUAGAGUAGGCAAUGUGGGAGUACCAAUAAAGUUAUUGAGAUGAGGAUCUAGAAAGGUCUAUGUAUAAACAAUCUAGAAGGAUGAAGAUCUGGAGCAAGGAGAGUACAUGUUAAUGCUCCUGCCACUGCUGCCCUUUCCUCUAUCCUUAGCAGACAUUGCUAAUCAAUCUCAGCACAGCUUCUAACCACAGUCAUAGAGCAUUUGCCACAAAGGCCCUGAGUGUGACUGUAUGUGCUGAGAAGGGAAAGAAGUUUUCCCCGGAAAGUCCCUUCCAAUAAACAUGGGUGACUUUAGAAUUCAUGUCUCAGAAUUUCCAGAGACCUAAUCACUCAGGGUCCCCUUAGUGGAUAGUCUGCCUGGAACGGUACAAGAGUUUAUUUCCAAUUAGAGAGUUGGGCCAACUGGCAAAGGCUUUCUUCCCAGGUAACCUGCUACUGAUACUAUGUUGAAACAGUGUUGAAACAAGGGAACUGACUCUAAUUGUAUUUUGGCCUCUUCCCUGCACCUGAGUCUCAAAAUCAAGUUUUUAGCCAAUGGCCUCUGAAAGCCACUCUCUCUACUCCUGAACUCUUAAAAUGCCACUGAUUAGUGACCAAGAAGACCUUACAUAGCCCAUCUCUUCAUCUGCUGCCCUAUUCUACUCUUGCCCAUGUGCUGAGAAAGAUUGAAAGCUAGCUACCAUGCGCUUACAUUAGAUCAGCAGAUCCAGCCCUCCUUUCCAUGGAACUGGCAGCCAUUGUUGAUAGUGACAAGAUACAUUGUGGAUCCUUAGAUGUGAAAGUCUGAUGAUUCAAAUCAAAGCUUAGCUUUUCUUUUCUACUACUUUGAGGGAAGAUCUCAGCUUGGCUAUUUCUUCAUGCUUUAAAAAUGUCUUGGUUUCUCUCAAUAACCAACUUCAGGUGCCAGGAUAUAAGAUGGCUAGGUUCAGGGAUGGCAGAGGUGUUUCUAUCCAGUGGCCAGCACUUCCUAAGAAGCAACCAAUCAUGAAAAUAGAAGUUUGCAAUGUACAGAAGGCUGGGGGAGCUUGCCUGGGUGUGGCCAGUUAUGUACAGAGGUGAAGCUGAGGUCUGAAGGAGAAGGAGGAAAUGGGAAGAUCAGACUGGUUGAAUUAGAAGUCUGACAAUCUAGAUGCUGUUGGUCUUGGACCCAGUCAGUUCUUGGAUUUCUCCUGUAGCCAGGCUAGCCUCAAAACCUUGAUCCUCCUGUUCCUGGUAGAGAAACAGCCACUAAACGGUGUGAUAGAAUGUGACUGUUCUGUUCCUGAUCUGCCUGUGGCUGAUGGAAAGUUCUCUUUGUCACACCCCUAAUCAGAUCCAGGGGACCCAAUGGCCCAGAAUUA
Molecule: messenger RNA, 10615 nt
Organism: Mastomys coucha (southern multimammate mouse)
Lineage: Eukaryota; Metazoa; Chordata; Mammalia; Rodentia; Muridae
Gene: Ksr2
Product: kinase suppressor of ras 2
Exons: 20
Coding region: 1023-3875 (950 amino acids)
Biological process (GO): protein phosphorylation
Molecular function (GO): ATP binding; protein kinase activity
Source: RefSeq, a predicted model, not a curated record